Molecule: messenger RNA, 1389 nt
Organism: Chelonus insularis
Lineage: Eukaryota; Metazoa; Arthropoda; Insecta; Hymenoptera; Braconidae
Product: sodium/potassium-transporting ATPase subunit beta-2-like
Exons: 7
Coding region: 229-1215 (328 amino acids)
Biological process (GO): intracellular sodium ion homeostasis; potassium ion import across plasma membrane; intracellular potassium ion homeostasis
Cellular component (GO): sodium:potassium-exchanging ATPase complex
Molecular function (GO): ATPase activator activity
Source: RefSeq, a predicted model, not a curated record
UCAUGUUAGUAGUACCAGUCUGUACGCAGCUUGAAACAGACAUUGGUCGCUCAUACAUACAUUUUAUCAAACACCACGCGAGUGCCUUUACUAAGUAUUAUAUCUAAGAAUAAUUAGAAAAAAAUUAAAACCACUGAAACUUAUAUAACAACAUUAACGAUUUCAUUAUAAUUAUAACAUUAUCAAAGUAUUAUUAAGUGGAAGCAGAUUUAUUUAACUGUUUUAAAAAUGAGUGAAUUAAAAAACCACGUGGAUAAAAAUAUAAAUGACUACGACUACAUGAGAGGUCCUCCCCCUAAUCAAACUGGAUGGGAAAAAUUUCAUAAAUUUCUUUAUGAUUCUGAAAAUGGCACGGUAUUUGGAAAAACAGGAAAACAAUGGGGUAUCACUGGCCUUUUUUAUUUAGCUUUCUUGAGUGUUUUGGCUCUUUUAUUCUCUGUUUGUAUGGCAGGAUUGAUGGCAACAAUAGAUGAAGAAAAACCUAGAUGGACCUUACAUGAAAGUCUAAUUGGAAGUAGCCCAGGUCUUGGGUUCCGGCCAAUAUCCGAAAAUACCAAAGAAUUAGCAUUAAUAGUAUAUAAAGCAACAAAUGUUUCUCAAGUUGAAACAUGGGUUAAGCGUAUUGACGACUUUUUAGAAAAUUAUAAAAAUCGAUCCAGUCUUCCUAAUGGUGGGGAAAAUCAACAAAUAUGUAGUUAUGAACAUCCAUCCCUUAAACCUGGCCAUGUUUGUAAAGUAGACGUUGAUCAAUUUGGUCCCUGUUCCCCUGGAAACAGCUAUGGAUUUGACCAGUCUGCUCCUUGUAUUUUUAUUAAACUCAAUAAAAUUAUCGAUUGGGUUCCAGAAUACUAUGAUGCAGAUUCAGACUUUCCUGACACAAUGCCCAAAGAUUUAGUACAACAAAUAAAAUCAUAUAAUAAUACAGAAAAAUUAAAGACUGUUUGGGUAAGCUGUCAUGGAGAAAAUUCAAAAGAUGAAGAAGCAAUUAAAGGCCAAAUAAAAUAUUAUCCAGAAAAUGUUCAGGGCUUCCCUGGCUAUUAUUAUCCCUAUCGGUUUGUUCCUGACUAUCUUAGCCCUCUAGUAGCAGUACAAUUUUUGCGACCUCCACGAAAUGAAAUAAUCAGUGUGGAAUGCCGUGCUUGGGCCAAAAACAUAAAGCAUGACAAAAAAGACAAAUUGGGUAUGGUACAUUUCGAAAUAUUGAUUGAUGGUUAGUUUUAAUAAUUGUUAUUUAGAAAUACUAUGAUUAUUGUCUUUAAUAUAUUUUCAUGAAUCGUGAUUGACAAGAACACUUAUCAAUAAGACUGGAUAGCCUUGUAAAACUUAUAAAAUAAAACUUUAUAUUUUUCAAUGAAAGAUACAACUUACUGUACUUAUAUACACAAAAUG